This is a messenger RNA of Echinostoma caproni, 3621 nucleotides long. The record is from the annotation of a GenBank genome assembly. NCBI's taxonomy places the organism in Eukaryota, Metazoa, Platyhelminthes, Trematoda, Plagiorchiida, Echinostomatidae.
AUGAUCUCGGAUAACGACAAAGCAUGCGGUGCACGGAUUUUCGAAGGUGGUGUGUUUGAAUGGCUGGGCACCAACGGGGGCCGAGAGACCAGAUGGGUUAAUCCACUUCGGCUUCAUGGGAUCGUGCGGUUGUUCAGUUCAGACUCUAAGUUGAACCAAGACCCCAUUACUCUCGGAUCUUUACUCAUGACCCGAUCGAAUAAGUUCCACGGUCCGGACCGAGGAUUGCGCAAUGACUCCGCAAAAUCCCGGCGUACUGUUCACAAAGCACAUGCCUCAUUCCAGUCUCAUUCAAAGUCUCGCAUUUCAAACUGUCCAUCCNGAGUGUGUAUUCGCGCUAGCAACGAUAUGCCUUUCUCAACACACGCCACUGCUUGGAUUGCUUUCGAUUUGGGCAUGCAACUGGAACUGUCACAUUAUCUCUUACAAGUGCCUAUACGAGGACUAGAAGACUCAGCUGUGCGACAGUACAACUCUUCUUGGACCACUCUUGAUCUACGUGGCAUUGAGUUUUUUGGAGUCGUCAAAAAGGUGUUUACAUCACCGGAUAACGAAGCCAUUUCGAAUGCGAUUGCGUACCUACAUCAGUUCCAACCGGGAGCCUAUGUGGUGCCAAACCUCCCCGUUGCUCUGUGUGAAAAUGAACUUACCACAGGAUCGAUGUGCAUUUCAUCAUGCGAACACUGGCCAUCUGCACCGAGUUUGGUGAACUCAUCAAGAGAGGAUCUACAGAAACGGAGCACAAGUACAACCACUGGGGAUAUUGAAUUAAAAGAUCUGCCGAUUUUGGGUCGAGUGUUAUCUUCUAUUGAUGAGAACGGAAGUAUACUGGUGCAGUGGCUAGAGCACCCCAUAACUGGAUUGUUCGAAAAAGAACCCCAUAACUGUUUACCACGAAAUAUAGUGAACUAUAUCAUGGGCCCCGAAAAUCGUUUUGACCUCCGACUCCUUAACGAGAAAGAGGUUUUGCAACGUAUGGAACUAUUAGAGCGCAGACAAAAGAUGAUGGGACAUAGUUCCGGAAAUUCCUCAGUUAUAUCAGAGUUGUCUGAAAAAAAUAGCACGAACCAUGAGACGGAACCGCAAGUGCACACGGAAGCCAAGCAACCGGAGGUGCAAAACCCUAACCAAAAUUCAAGCUCACCACGGACAAAUUCAUCCCAUUGGGAAGAUGCUCAUUCCGUGUCUGUUGAUGGACAAAAUGAUGUAGCUCCCCCGACACCUUACUUCACUCUUAGUGACCAACAAGAAAGAAUGAACAACUUUGAAAACGCGAUAGAACAAUCGCCAUUGAAUGAAUCGGGUGGCUGUGAACCAGUCAACUCCAAAAAUGAACCACACCCUGAGAUCAAGGAUAAACCGAUAGGCCAAACAAAUGCUUUACCAGUGACCGUGAGAAGCCAUAAUUCUGGUUCUCCUUCGCCCGUUGUAAAUGAACCCAAACCUCCAACUGUCAGUCCAUACCUUGUUUUGGAUCCUGAACCUGUUCAACCAGCGCCUAUUCAGUCAGAAUUGGAUGAUCAAAUUCCUUGGGACGCAAUAUUAACCCCGGACUUAUAUGAUUCUCAUGAAGAAGAGGGCGGUACAGAAGAAGAUGCAAGAGAAGAAGAUCCGGAAAAUGGGGCAGACGUUGAGGUGAACGCGGACGAUGACUGUGCAAUUUUUGCGAGUCUCCGCGCUCUUGCCGCGGGUGCACAUAAAGAAGAGGAAAUCGAUUCAGAGCUUGAAGCCAUUGGUCGAACACUUGAGUUACGUAUUUUGGCGAAUGCAAGUGAAUCCGGUUUGAGUACUCACCCGAAUACAAAAUGUUCACGGUUGCAUACCACAUCUCGUACCAAACCAUUUCGCAGCAAACGACGAAAAUUCGAUCAAUGGGAACGAUCAGAUCCGGUGGACACAAACAUAACGGAUGAUCCGUGGAAAUUUUUAUUUGAUCCUGCAAACAGCUCCACGGAUAGACCCAAUGUCAGUUCACAACCCGGUCCUUCGUUAUUGUCUCCUCCUCCUCCUCCUGCUGCUGCUGCUGUUACCUCGGUUCCAGUAGCACCUCAAUCAUCUCGUGAUGUGAAUCGAGCUACACAAAAUAAGCAUACAAAUAAAACUGCAUUCCGUCCUCAGAUUGCCGAGGGAUUUAAAGUGGAAAAUAUUGAGGCUAAUUUGAACGGUUUAAUACCUCCAUUCGACUCCAGACCUGGAACAGCACACCAACCAUCCACAAUAUCUUUUAACAUUCCAUCCACUGUGUCUUGGCCCCCAAUCAAAUGGUCAUGCCAGUAUCUAUCUUCCACUUCAAGUGAUGUAAACUCUACAGUGAAAGACGGUAUAAGCAAACCAACCAAGAUUGUCCAGUUAUGGCUCCACCGGGAACCUGUUAUUUUCAGUGGCGCUAUUGCUUUCGGACCAUCUUCUUUGUCCACACUCUCGCCCAGCUCUUCAGUUUCUAGAUCCACAUCAACAAUGUUCAUGUCGAAUCAAGAGAGUGUUCUGUCGGCCGACAGCGCUUUAAAGAUGGAGGAUAUGCCCUUUCAAAAUCCGUUGGAACCGGGACAACAACAACUCAAGCCAACGAAAUAUCACUUAUCUCGUAGUGAUGUGCUUUUAAUUCGCUACCUGCUUGAAGGAGUGGACUACUCGGAAGAGUUUGUGGGAUGUGGCGUAUUAAGGCCAACGCAUGCUCAACUGAGUAGACUCUGGAACCACACGUACAUUCUGGACUAUGCACUUGAAGAUUCGGACCAAAAAGAGGAGUUGACGAAAUGCAAUCCCAAAAUUGAGCACAAAUCGUCAGACAAAGAAGACAAAGAGACAUCAAAACUUCCACCUUUUGCCGAUCCUGUGGUUCGGGAUAAAUUGCUAGAAGCCUUGGCGAUCCUGUAUGACUUGAUGACAGCCUCGUUGUGUCGACGAACACCGAGGUGUUCAGUUUUACGUUCUGAUCUCGCCGAUACUGCUUAUAUCCCCUCAGGAGGUAAAUGCUGUUCACAGGAACUGUCAUCCUGCACUGAAGAGGAGGAAAAGCAAAUGGCCAACACCAGAGAAGAUUUGAUUGUGGCUUUCCAGUCGCCCCGGAUGACCAGAAAACUGGUAUUGUUCUCCCGGGACAUUUGGUUCGUGCUCAGCAAUAUUCAUGUGUUGCGCAAUAUGAAAUCGGAGUUGGAUAACGGUCGCAGUCUGAAUGAUACUUCCAAGUGGAUAGUUCCGUUUGUGGCCAAAUUUAAAUUUCUUUUUCCUUUCGAAGUGCGUCUGGAGUUUUGGCGUGUCUCCAGCCUCGGUGCAAGCAGUGCCUAUGGUUCUUCAUUGGGAUUCAACAACCCCCCGUCGCUAUUGGCUCUUGGUCGUCUGCAACGUCACAUGGCUCGCGUACCGAGACCAUCAACCAGGCUAGAUUCCGACGGAGAACACGAGGAUACGGAUUCCGCUUCUUACCUUUGUUCACCAUUUUUGGGUGGACGCAACACAUUCUGGUGUUGCAGUGUUCGGCUACUGCUAGCUCACGCUGAUCUGCAGCAAGAACUGGAGGUUGAAUUCGAAGGCGAAGAGGGUACCGGUCUGGGUCCUACCAUGGAGUUUUAUGCAUUACUAUCGGCUGAAUUAAGGUGCGUUACUGUGAUAUCAAUGUAA